This is a messenger RNA of Gongylonema pulchrum, 810 nucleotides long. The record is from the annotation of a GenBank genome assembly. NCBI's taxonomy places the organism in Eukaryota, Metazoa, Nematoda, Chromadorea, Rhabditida, Gongylonematidae.
AUGAUUCAGGAAAAGGUAUCCGAACUACAAGAUAAGUUCCAACGUGCAAUGUUCAUGUAUUCGCAGUUGGAUAACGAAAAAUCGGCGUUGCUUUAUGAAAUUGAUUUGUUGAAAGAUGAUAUGGAAGAGAAGGAGCAACUGCUUUCGCAAGCAAAUCGAGAAUCCCGAGAUUUGACUUCUGAGGUGAAAUUGCUCAAGCGUACAGUGGAUGGUUUGAAUGCUCAGCAUAUGGCAUUACGAGCCGAAAUCGCACAGCGUGAUCAAAUUAUACAUGAUAACGGGUUAGUUCUGGCAGAGCAGCAAAAAUCGGAAGAUGUAAUAACGAAUGGUGGUACGGAUACUGUCCGUUCAGCCCCGCUGGUUUUUUCGCAGUCCACAAUAGCACUUAUCGAAAAAGCGGUGCCUGGUUCUUCUUCAAUUGACGAAAAAGUGAAAAGGCUCGUUGACGUGGUACGUUCCUUUUCUCAUUGUCAUGAGUUUCAUACAUUUCAUCCGUACACUAUAAAGUACGAUUUUCGUAGAGACGCUGCGAAGCAGUUGGCGGAAAUCAAGUUCAAGCUGCAAGAAGCGGAACGUGAAAAUACCAAUUAUCAGGGCGUUUUGAUACGUGUCGAAGGGCAAGUGAAGAGGUACAAGGCAGCCGCAGAACAAGGAGAAAAAGAGCUCGCCGAACUGAAAUCGCAAAAUCGGCAACUGAAAAAAGAACUUCGAGACAAGGAGAAUGCUUUGGACGAAGCCAAGGAAACAAAUCGUCAUUUGCAGAAUCGAAUCGAAAAACUACGUUUAUCUGGUUCCAGAAGAGUCACAUAA